GCACGUGCCUUCCUCAACUUCACACAAAUAAAACUUUCGACCGCUUCCUUUUCCGUUUCAUCCCUUCUCCGCUCUCAGUCGCGAAGCCGUUCAUCUCUCCUAUCGGAAUCUUGCUGAAGACGCGUGUAGGCCGACCAGGAACAGGGUUCAUUUGAUUCAAGAAGAGCAGGAACCAUGGCUUCUCGUUUCUGGAUGCCUAUUUCUUGAUUUCUAACUCUGGCCGCUCGAAAUUUUAGGGUUCGUUUGAUUCAAGAAGAGCAGGAACCAUGGCUUCUCGUUUCUGGAUGCAGGGUGGUGGCAGCGAAUCUGAAGAGGAAGAGGAGGAGACCAGUGAGUAUGGUGAUGGAAGUGAUGCCGGGGCGGGGCCAGGCGAGACCACCGGCGUCUCUACCCGGAGCCGUUACCUCAAAGAAAACGCAAGUGACAGCGAUGACUCGGAUGGGCAACAUCGUGUGGUCAAGUCAGCUCGCGACAAGAGGUUUGAUGAGAUGGCAGCCACUGUCGAUCAGAUGAGGAAUGCGAUGAAGAUUAAUGACUGGGUCAGCCUCCAGGAGAGCUUUGAGAAAAUCAACAAGCAGUUGGAAAAGGUGGUCCGGGUAACUGAAUCCGAAAAGGUCCCUAACCUUUACAUUAAAGCCCUUGUGAUGCUUGAGGACUUCUUGGCUCAGGCGCUGGCCAAUAAGGAUGCCAAGAAGAAGAUGAGCAGCAGCAAUGCAAAAGCCCUCAACUCAAUGAAGCAGAAGCUGAAGAAGAACAACAAGCAGUUUGAGGAGCUGAUAAUGAAGUAUCGUGAGAAGCCAGAGAGUGAGGAUGAAGGGGCAGAGGAGGAUGAUGAGGAAGAAGAGGAGGAUGAGGAUGAGGUAGAAGAGGACCCCUCAAGGAUAGCAAUGUCUGACAUGGAAGACGAGGAUGAGGAGGAUGGUGAUGAGCAGGCCGAGGGUGGUGGGGUGUGGGAGAAGCAGAUGAGCAAGAAGGAUAAGCUUAUGGACAAGCAAUUUAUGAAGGACCCUAGUGAGAUCACAUGGGAAAUUGUUGACAAAAAGCUUAAAGAGAUUGUGGCAGCAAGGGGUAGGAAGGGAACUGGCAGGGUUGAGCAAGUUGAGCAACUUACAUUCUUGACCCGUGUGGCAAAAACUCCUGCCCAGAAGCUCGAGAUCCUUUUUAGCGUGAUCUCGGCCCAGUUUGAUGUCAACCCGAGCUUGCUUGGACACAUGCCAAUUAAUGUGUGGAAGAAGUGUGUUGGCAAUAUGCUCCUUGUACUUGACAUCCUUGAGCAGUACCCUAACAUUGUUGUUGAUGACUCAGUUGAGCCUGAUGAACACGAGACUCAGAAGGGUGCAGACCACAAGGGGACAAUCCGGGUCUGGGGAAAUUUGGUUGCAUUCCUUGAGCGGCUGGAUUCGGAGUUUUUCAAGAGUUUGCAGUGUAUUGAUCCACACACUCGUGAAUAUGUUGAGAGGCUUAGGGAUGAACCCUUGUUUUUGGUUGUUGCACAGAAUGUUCAGGACUAUCUUGAGAGGAUAGGGGAUUUUAAGGCAGCUUCCAAGGUGGCAUUGCGACGACUUGAGCUCAUAUAUUAUAAGCCUCAGGAGGUCUAUGAUGCAAUGAGGAAGUUAGCUGAACUGAGGGAAGAUGGAGCUGAAGGUGGUGGGGAGGAUGGUGAUGCAGCUGGUGAUGAACGUCAACCAGCUGAAGAGAAUAGGGGCCCACCACCUUUUGUUGUGAUUCCUGAGCUUGUUCCUAGGAGGCCUACAUUUCCGGAGAGUAGUCGGACACUAGUGGAUGCAUUGGUGUCUCUGAUUUAUAAGUAUGGGGAUGAGAGAACAAAGGCUAGGGCUAUGCUUUGUGAUAUAUACCACCAUGCUAUCUUUGAUGAGUUCCCUGUUGCUCGUGAUCUUCUCUUGAUGAGUCAUUUGCAGGAUGGAAUUCAGCUUAUGGACAUAUCAUCGCAGAUCUUAUUCAACAGGGCAAUGGCACAGCUUGGUUUGUGUGCCUUUAGGGCAGGGUUGAUAACAGAAGCUCAUGGGUGUCUCUCUGAACUGUAUACAGGGGGGAGAGUGAAAGAGUUACUUGCACAAGGUGUAUCACAAAGUCGUUACCAUGAGAAAACUCCUGAGCAGGAAAAGCUCGAACGCAGAAGGCAGAUGCCUUACCAUAUGCACAUAAACCUUGAGCUUCUUGAAGCCACUCAUCUGAUAUGUGCCAUGCUUCUUGAGGUCCCCAAUACGGCUGCCAGUACCUUUGAUGCCAAGCGAAAGGUUAUAAGCAAGACAUUCCGAAGGCUUCUUGAAGUGAGUGGAAGGCAGACUUUUGUUGGUCCUCCUGAGAAUGUCAGGGACCAUGUCAUGGCUGCCACCAGAGCCCUAAGCAAGGGAGACUAUCAGAAAGCUUUUGAUAUUAUCAAAUCUCUUGACAUCUGGAAGCUCCUCAGGAACAGAGAAACUGUGCUGGAGAUGUUGAAGUCCAAGAUCAAGGAAGAGGCACUGCGGACUUAUCUUUUUUCGUAUUCAUCGUGCUACGACUCCUUGAGCUUGGACCACCUUAGUGCAAUGUUUGACCUUUCUGAGGCCCAUGCCCACAGCAUCGUGAGCAAGAUGAUGAUCAUGGAGGAAGUCCAUGCAAGCUGGGACCAACCAACGAGGUGCAUCGUGUUCCACGAUGUGGAACACACCAGGCUGCAGGGGCUUCUGUUCCAGAUGGCAGAUAAGCUCAACAUUCUUGCUGAGAUCAAUGAGAGGGCCUAUGAGGCAAGGACCGGUGGGGGUCUCGACGGCCUGCCACCGAGACGUAGAGGAGAGGGGCAGGACUACAGUGGAACCACUGCAUCUGGGAGAUGGCAGGAUAACUUCAUUUCCGCAUCACAGUCAAGGCAGAGUGGGGGAUAUGGAGGCCGCACUGGUUACAGUGGGAGGUUAGGGAGUUCGGGGCAAGGAGCAGGUGCAGGGUUUUCGAAGGACCGAACAGGGCAGGGGCAACGAGGGACUGGUGGGUACUCUGCUGGUUACCAGAGCAUGCGAUACCAGGAUGCUUAUGGGAGUGUUGGUAGGGCUCCGUACCAACAUGGCUCAGCCGUGAGAGGCUCGGAGACGUCGCGCAUGGUGAGUCUCAACAAGGCUGGUAGAGUUUAGACGAAGAACACCUAUAUCAGAAGAGGCCUUUGAAAUUUUGAUUCUUAAGAUCGGAGUACAACUUGCCCCUUUUUCGAGAAUAUUUUGUUGAGAACCGUAUUUGUUUGUUAUGAAUGAGUUCUCUUUUGCUGUUUCGGUUUGGAGCAUGGUAUGCUUUGUGGAACCAUGGGGUGUCGGACCAUGUAUUCGCUCCUUUUAUAUCGGUUUAUGUAACAUUUCUUGUUUUUGUUUUA
This is a messenger RNA of Elaeis guineensis (African oil palm), 3361 nucleotides long. RefSeq names its product eukaryotic translation initiation factor 3 subunit C. The record is from RefSeq and is a predicted model, not a curated record. Gene Ontology annotation, biological process: translational initiation. Gene Ontology annotation, molecular function: translation initiation factor binding; translation initiation factor activity; RNA binding. NCBI's taxonomy places the organism in Eukaryota, Viridiplantae, Streptophyta, Magnoliopsida, Arecales, Arecaceae. Gene Ontology annotation, cellular component: eukaryotic translation initiation factor 3 complex.